Molecule: messenger RNA, 9076 nt
Organism: Mirounga angustirostris (Northern elephant seal)
Lineage: Eukaryota; Metazoa; Chordata; Mammalia; Carnivora; Phocidae
Gene: XPO4
Product: exportin 4
Exons: 25
Coding region: 67-4212 (1381 amino acids)
Biological process (GO): protein export from nucleus
Cellular component (GO): cytoplasm; nuclear pore
Molecular function (GO): nuclear export signal receptor activity
Source: RefSeq, a predicted model, not a curated record
AAAAGGAGAGGUCGGGAUGGACGGAGUGAAGAGUAGAGACCAGAGAGCUUGCCGGCGUCUCGGGUAAUGCCUGGUGAUGGUGUGGGGUGUGUUCACCGUGGAGAGAACCCAGCGGCUCGUGGGCACAAGGGCCGAAGAAGCCGAGAGGCUCAGGUGCCGGACAGCACGCAUGCGCGGGCCCGUAGCCGCGGCAGUCACCUUCUGGGUCAACCGCCCGGAUCUUGCGCGGCGCCGCACUGCAGGCGCCUCCCGCCCCAACGAGGAGGCCUGACUCACUUUCUUCUCCUUCCCGCCGCCCAGAACCCGGCGGCCAAACCAGGCCCGCGGGGCCCGCGACGCCAGCGUCGACGGCGGCUGCGACGGCCUCUGGGAGCGCGUGAGGCUCCGGGGUCGCUGCGGCGAUUGGCCGGCCGCGGCGCCCGCUCCCAUAAUGCAGCGCAUGGCGCGUCAUUGAAGAGAGACCAUGAUGGCGGCGGCGCUUGGGCCCCCAGAAGUGAUCGCUCAGCUGGAGAACGCGGCCAAAGUUCUGAUGAUUUUAUUUAUUUAUUCGUGAGAGACAGAGAGAGAGAGAGAGAAGCAGAGGGAGAAACAGGCUCCCAAGGAGCAGGGAGCCCGAUGCGGGACUCGAUCCCAGGACUCUGGGACCAUGACCUGAGCCGAAGGCAGACGCUUAACCGUCUGAGCCACCCAGGCGCCCAGCUAGCUUCGUUUUAUGCACCACCUUCCAUGGUUAAUAAUGAACAACGCCAGCAUGCAGAGCACAUAUUCUUAUCAUUUAGGAAAUCAAAAUCACCAUUUGCGGUUUGCAAGCAUAUUUUGGAAACAAGUAAAGUGGACUAUGUCCUCUUUCAAGCUGCCACAGCCAUAAUGGAAGCAGUUGUCCGAGAGUGGAUUCUCUUGGAAAAAGGUAGCAUCGAGUCACUGCGAACAUUCCUUUUAACAUAUGUCUUACAAAGGCCUAACCUCCAAAAGUAUGUUCGGGAACAGAUUCUAUUAGCAGUAGCAGUAAUUGUAAAACGAGGAUCCUUAGAUAAAUCAAUUGACUGCAAAAGCAUUUUUCAUGAAGUCAGCCAGUUGAUAAGUAGUGGCAAUCCCACUGUGCCAUCUGUCCACCACUGUGGCUUGGAUCCCCAGUCUGAUGUACCAGGGUCUCAACUGAAGGACUGCGUAAGCAAGUUGUCAGGACGUUGGAACUUCUUCUACAUACCCAAACAAACCCUGGCCUGUUCUAUUCUAACUGCACUAUUGAGUGAAUUCUCAAGUUCAAGUAAAACUAGCAACAUUGGACUCAGUAUGGAAUUCCAUGGUAACUGUAAAAGAGUUUUUCAGGAAGAAGACCUUCGUCAAAUCUUCAUGUUAACGGUUGAAGUUCUUCAGGAGUUCAGCAGGCGGGAGAACCUCAAUGCUCAGAUGUCUUCGGUAUUUCAGCGUUACCUUGCACUCGCCAAUCAAGUCUUGAGCUGGAACUUUCUUCCUCCAAAUUUGGGCAGACAUUAUAUAGCUAUGUUUGAAUCCUCACAAAAUGUGCUGUUAAAGCCAACAGAGUCCUGGCGGGAGACUCUUCUGGAUAGCAGAGUUAUGGAGCUGUUCUUCACAGUACAUCGAAAAAUCAGAGAAGAUUCAGAUAUGGCACAAGAUUCUCUUCAGUGCCUUGCCCAGUUAGCUUCUCUUCAUGGACCUAUCUUCCCCGAUGAAGGAUCACAAGUUGAUUAUCUAGCACACUUCAUUGAGGGAUUACUGAAUACUAUCAAUGGAAUUGAAAUAGAAGAUUCAGAAGCUGUGGGAAUCUCCAGCAUUAUCAGCAACCUGAUAACUGUGUUCCCACGAAAUGUUUUAACUGCCAUUCCAAAUGAACUUUUCUCAUCCUUUGUUAACUGCCUCACACACCUCACUUGUUCUUUUGGGCGAAGUGCUGCAUUGGAAGAAGUGCUUGAUAAAGAUGACAUGGUAUACAUGGAAGCCUAUGACAAAUUGCUAGAAUCCUGGCUAACUUUGGUUCAAGACGACAAACAUUUCCAUAAAGGCUUUUUUACCCAACAUGCAGUUCAAGUUUUCAACUCCUAUAUUCAGUGCCACCUCGCAGCUCCAGAUGGCACGAGGAAUUUGACUGCCAAUGGUGUGGCCUCUCGUGAGGAAGAAGAAAUAAGUGAACUUCAAGAGGAUGAUCGAGACCAGUUUUCAGAUCAACUAGCCAGUGUAGGAAUGCUAGGAAGAAUUGCUGCAGAACACUGUAUACCUCUUCUGACAAGUUUAUUAGAAGAAAGAGUAACAAGGCUCCAUGGUCAGUUACAGCGACAUCAGCAGCAGUUACUUGCUUCACCUGGUUCAAGCACUAUUGACAACAAAAUGCUUGAUGAUCUGUAUGAAGAUAUUCACUGGCUUAUUUUAGUUACAGGCUACCUCUUAGCUGAUGAUACUCAGGGAGAGACUCCGCUAAUACCUCCAGAAAUAAUGGAAUAUUCCAUUAAGCAUUCAUCUGAAGUUGACAUUAAUACAACACUUCAAAUUUUGGGAUCUCCAGGAGAAAAGGCUUCUUCCAUCCCAGGGUACAACAGAACAGAUUCUGUGAUUAGGCUGUUAUCUGCCGUUCUGAGAGUUUCAGAAGUUGAAUCUCGAGCAAUAAGAGCAGAUCUCACUCAUCUACUAAGCCCUCAAAUGGGCAAAGAUAUUGUUUGGUUUCUAAAACGUUGGGCAAAGACUUACCUCCUGGUGGAUGAGAAACUAUAUGAUCAGAUAAGUCUGCCAUUCAGUACAGCAUUUGGAGCAGAUACAGAAGGUUCUCAGUGGAUUAUUGGCUACCUCUUACAAAAAGUCAUCAGUAACCUCUCAGUGUGGAGUAGUGAACAGGACCUUGCAAAUGACACUGUGCAGCUCCUUGUCACUUUGGUGGAAAGAAGAGAAAGGGCAAACUUAGUAAUUCAGUGUGAAAACUGGUGGAACUUAGCUAAGCAGUUUGCAAGCCGAAGCCCACCUCUGAAUUUCUUGUCAAGUCCUGUGCAGAGGACAUUGAUGAAGGCUCUUGUUUUGGGAGGUUUUGCACAUAUGGACACAGAAACCAAACAGCAGUAUUGGACAGAGGUUCUUCAGCCACUUCAGCAGCGAUUCUUAAGAGUGAUAAAUCAAGAAAACUUUCAGCAGAUGUGUCAGCAAGAGGAAGUCAAGCAGGAAAUCACUGCCACACUGGAGGCCCUGUGUGGCAUUGCUGAGGCUACCCAGAUUGACAAUGUAGCAAUUCUUUUUAAUUUUUUGAUGGACUUCCUUACCAAUUGCAUUGGAUUGAUGGAAGUUUACAAAAAUACCCCAGAGACUGUCAAUCUCAUAAUAGAAGUUUUUGUUGAAGUUGCACAUAAACAGAUAUGCUAUCUUGGAGAGUCCAAAGCUAUGAACCUAUAUGAAGCUUGCCUUACUUUGCUGCAAGUAUAUUCUAAGAAUAACUUAGGGCGGCAAAGAAUAGAUGUUACAGCAGAGGAAGAGCAAUACCAAGACCUGCUUCUCAUUAUGGAACUUCUUACUAACCUUCUGUCAAAAGAAUUCAUAGAUUUCAGUGAUACAGAUGAAGUGUUCAGAGGACAUGAGCCAGGGCAAGCAGCAAACAGGUCUGUGUCCGCAGCUGAUGUUGUUUUAUAUGGAGUGAACCUAAUUCUGCCUCUGAUGUCACAAGAUCUUUUGAAGUUUCCAACCCUUUGUAAUCAGUACUACAAAUUAAUCACAUUUAUCUGUGAGAUUUUUCCUGAAAAAAUACCACAGCUUCCUGAAGAUCUUUUUAAAAGUCUGAUGUACUCUCUAGAACUAGGAAUGACAUCAAUGAGUUCGGAGGUUUGCCAGCUGUGCCUGGAAGCUUUGACACCAUUAGCUGAACAGUGUGCUAAAGCACAAGAAACAGAUUCACCACUUUUUCUAGCAACACGGCACUUUCUUAAGCUGGUUUUUGAUAUGCUGGUUUUGCAAAAGCACAACACAGAGAUGACCACUGCAGCUGGUGAAGCUUUCUACACGUUGGUGUGCUUGCAUCAGGCUGAAUAUUCUGAAUUGGUUGAAACAUUACUGUCAAGUCAACAAGACCCAGUUAUUUACCAGAGAUUAGCAGAUGCUUUCAACAAGCUUACUGCAAGCAGCACUCCUCCUACGCUGGAUCGGAAGCAGAAGAUGGCCUUCCUAAAGAGUUUAGAAGAAUUUAUGGCAAAUGUUGGUGGUCUCCUUUGUGUAAAAUAAACAACAAAACUUUAUGCUUAAUUUAGAUCUUUCUGCAAAGUGCACUGAAUUGCUAAAAGCUGACUUGAGUCUUGUCCUGUUCUUCAGUUCUUUGGCCGUUUUGGAUUUUGGAGAGCCUGAAAGUUUGAUAUGUAAUGCAGUGAAACAGGAGAGGUCACCUUUGAAUCAGCUUCUGCAGUUGGGUGUUAGCCACAGUCUGUCAUAUAUGUCUUGUAGAUUUUGAAUGGUGAUUUAAGAUUUCCAAUUCCAUAUAUGUGCAAACAGAUAUGGGCACCAUGAAAUGCAUAUUCAGUGCCUUUCCCCCUUUAUCAAAACAUUAGAUGGCUAGCCAAAGUUUAGAAUUUUUGUUAAAUUAAACAUUAGAUGGACAUAUGCUCCCCAUUGUUUCUCAAAAUGUUGUCCAUACAUCACUUGCAUCACUCGAGGAGCUGGUUGAAAAGGUAGAUUCUUGGGCCCAACUGUAGAUCCUCGGAGUCAGAAUUUCUGUGUGUUGGGCCUUGGAUUCUUCAUUUUAAUAAGCUCCUCCCCUCUGCCACCCCAAAAGUUUUGAAUCAAUGCAAAAGACAUUAGAAACUCCUAAGAGGUUUUGUGCUUUCACACUUUUCCUCCCUUUGAUGAUAAGGUUUGUAACUGAGCAGGAGGAAAACACACCGGGUGUUUGUUGGCUUCUUGUAGCACACUCUCUCACUCUUUGUUUUUUUAACAUCAGCCUGGUGUCGCAGGUUUUGUGUAAUACAGGUCUCUAAUCAUACUCUGAUGCCUGAACUUGAGGAGGAAAAUACAUGUAUAUUUUUGUUCCAUGAAAAGAACUUUAGGAACUGUAGCCAUUUCAUUGCCUUAAUUUUAAGAAGAAAAUACAAAAAAGCAGAUUUGUUUUAGUAAGAAAUCAAGUCUUGAUGCUUCAGAGUUGGUUUAGGGUGUUAGCUGCUAUGAACCUGGUGCCCUUUUGAUCGUGUAUUUAUGUGGAUUUAUGAGUGAAAUGAAAGGCUCAUUCAUAUGUAGUCUAACUUUUUGAGUAUGUUUCUCUUCAGCCAUGUUAGCCCAUGGCUAAUAAUCUACUCUGAGUGGCUUGCUUAAGCAAUAACUAUUUUAAAGGAUGUGAAUUACUGAUUCAUACAGACUAUUAUACGUUGGGGCAUUAGGGGCAAUAAUUAUGCUAGAGUGGACAUUCUCCUCAUUUCACAGGAGCCAUGUAAAUUUAAUUUAAGAGAUUAAAAAAUUCCUAUUUAGAUCCUCUAGUUUGAUUUUUCUAAUCAGGACUUUUGUACUGCUGCCAUGCUCCCCUUAAUUCUGUGUGCCAGCUUAAAUUAUGGAAAUGAAAGCUAAUUUAUAAACUGCAGGCAUAUGAAACUCUGCCCACCUCAGUGUCAGAAAUCCCACAGCACAGUGACAGAGGACUCUGGUGCAGGCGCACUCUGAAACUGUGCUUCUAAGGGGUGGGUUUUCUCCUUCUGCUGUGUUCUUGACACCUACAUGCUCAACUGUCCUUCGAAUGUAGUGUUCAUAUCUGAAUUGCAUAUAGUAUAUGCACCUUCACAUGCGAUGCUGUGCAAAACUCUGUAUAACUCUGUGCUACUAACAGUUAUAGUGUCGAAAUUACACCCACCCUGUGCAUGUGACGUUAGACACGAGUGAAUGCAAAGGCUAGGGCCGUAACUUUGUGAGGAACAUUACUCUUAAUUCAGUCACUGUUGAGUAACAACUGAGGUGGAGCAAAAGCAUCUUAAAAGACAGCUAGGAAAAAACUAAUAUCACUCUUCAUGAAAUAUACAUGUUAUAUUUUUAAAAACACUUUGAACAAGUGCAUUUAUUUUUAGAUUUUUUUUCUUCUUUUUUCCCCUUAACUUGAAAGUCCGAUGUGGCAUUGUACUUGGUGUUUUAUGUUUCCCAGCUCCCUCACGCUUUCUCAUUAGUUGUGCGCUGGGCGUAUCUGUGUGUUCAGUAAGUAUAGUCCCUUUGCCAAAGGACACUGAAAUACGCAGCUUAACUGGGUAGGUCUGCUGGCCAUGACAAAACUAUAAUCAAAUUGUUAAAAGUAAAGAUGAGUAGGAAAGAAAUGCCUUGUUAAAUAAAAAGGCAUCAGUAUUUAGUAACUUCUCUCUAGACAGUAAUGUAUCUGCUGAAUUGGCCCAGAUGUUAUUAUAAUACUGCAGUUUCAUUAGAUGAGUUUCAAUUAAAGUGAGAUUUACUUCGGAUUGGACCAAAUGAUACUUCAGUAUUGCCAGAAUGUUGAUUAGUGGCAAACUGGGGAAAAACAGCCACCACCAUUUUCUAGGUAAUGGGGAUGCCACUUUAAUUGCAACGGCUAAGAUUUCUUUUCAGGGUGUUUGUGUAUGUCUGCCUGAUUGAAUAUUUGUUUAGUUUGGGUCUUCUGUUUUACUUUGUCCAGUUUUGUCUUUGGCUAUAUUUACUGGCUCUUUGGUUUUUGGGGUUUUUGAAUGCUCUUGGCCCAGUGAAUGUAAAAGAACACUGGCUUAUUUCUAGUAAAUUGAUUCGUACUAUUAAGACUAAGUUGUUAAAAGAGUUUUAAAAACAAAAACAUUAUUUGUGCCCCCCUUUUUAUAUGUUAAAGGGACACCAUUGACGAUAUGAUUUUUAGAAUUUUGUGCUUUACGAAAUUUCUGUUGUUCAUAUAUAAUAUCCUUUAACUUCUAGUUUUCUUUUUUUUUUUUAAUUUUAUUAUGUUAUGUUAGUCACCAUACAAUACAUCAUUGGUUUUUGAUGUGGUGAUCUAACUUCUAGUUUUCAAUUCAUCCUUUGACUUAUUUCUUGUUUUAUUUUUCUUUCCCAUUUGUUUCCCAAAGGCAUAGUCUCUACAGAGUCCCAAGGCACAAUCACUAGGGACUUGGUCCUUUCACAAUUUGUAUGCAUAUUAACAGUACCUGUAACUGUAUUCUCGUAGCUCUGUUAAAAGGAUUAGUUUGUUUUUACAGUCCUUCUGGAUGGGUGGCUGCCUGGGUAGCUAAACUAUUUGGCAGUAUUUGACACUGUCCUUCUCAACACAGUUAUCUGGGUCUUUCUGCCUGGCUGUCUCUUAAUCUGUUGGAACACAGGAGGGGCAUGUUAACAUCACUGCAUUGAGUUUUUUGUCUGGUAUAAAGUAUGACAUGUAAAAAAACAAAAAACUUUGCAAUAUUUUUCAAAUUUUAAGAAUUUAGUCUUAUUGUAAACCAUGUAUCUAAUUAUAUUACAUUACUCUGUUCAGAUAUGAUGGUUACUACCUUUUUUUUUAGUUUUCACUUCACAACCAAGCAUCUCUAUUAUUAUAACUUCCCCCCAGCCAGCAAUAUUUAACAUUCCCCCUACUGCCUUUGAUUGAACUUUCUCUUUUACCAAGAUGUCAAGUCUUUGUCUUUCUAAUACCACCAUAUUUCCCAUUUCGGUUAAUACUUGUAUGAAUCCCUCAAGUAUGGAAGGGAACUAGCUUUCAGUUCCAAGGAUUUCAGGUUUGAGUAUCCUAGUCUAGUAUUCGGUGUCAGUUGAACCCUUAAAAAACCCUUUUAAAACAGUUUUACUUGUUUCUGUUUGCCACUUCUGUGGUUGUCAUUAGACCUUAUAAGUUAGCUGUCUCACAGAUAUCCUGAAUAAAAUAUUAGCUGUUAAGGCAGAAGGAACUUCAAUACUUCUUAGUGUUUGUUUGUUUGUUUUUUAAACAGAAUAAAGAAUGGAUUUGGAUAAAAGUUUUUUAACAUAAUUUUCUGUAAAUUCUUCUACAAAACAGCAUAGCUGAUUUGAGGAUGUAAUAAUGUUUUAAAUUAUUUUAAAAUGCAAGUGGGUAUUCUCUGAUUUGGUAAAACACUACAUUUAAGAAUUCUUUAAAAAUUGAUUUUCUAAAAUUAAAAAAUGUCCAGAUUAGGUAUAUGGCUGAGCUCAAAUUGAUUUGAAGUGCCCUGGUGAAAGCUCAACUUUAAAUAUUUAGAUUUAGAUGUGAGAAAUGUGAACUAUUCCUGACUGAUGAUAAUGGGAACCCAUAACAUACUUAGCCAAAGAAUAUAUUUGGUUCAGGCAAAGAUAUAAACCUAAUAAUGGGCAUCCAUUUUUUUUUUAAAGAGGAUGGAUGAAGUGUUGUGUUCUGGCCUGUAGCUCCCUCUGCUUAGAAAAGACUGAAGUAUUCUGCAGCAGCUUCAGUGGUGACUAGGAGGUGCGACUGGCACAUCACACUCUGAGACCCACACCAAAAGCCGUCUUCAUCCACCACAUCCACUGGGCUUUGCUCUUCACUUAUUCCCAGGCCUUCCUGCCAGUGGAGAGGUUUUGUUUUCUUUUUCUGUCUAUAUUCGUAGGCCUCUUAGGUAUUAGGAGCUGUCAGAUGUGUACUAAUAGCUAAUGUUCCUAGCCUGAAAUUAAAAGUACUGCAUCCGCACCAUGUACCUGAUGGGGAUCUGACCUCAAGUGUGUUCUGAGCCCAGGCUUCCUGGCGUGGUGUCUUUUUUAACCACAUAAGAUUCUGACAAAUUGCAAAUACUGGUAUUGUGAUUUGGUUCUCUGUACAAAGAAAGAAGCUCCAUGCAGUGAGUUUGUGGUUUGAUGGUCACAAAAUGUUAGCACUGCUACCAUUCAGCACGUGUAAAAUUUUUUAAAUUUAUAAAUAUUAAAAUUUUAAACUUACACUAAGACUUUUCAGUUUUUUUAAAGAAACCCAGGGAUGAGUAUGCUGUUUAAAUAUUUACCUCUAUUAACAUUACUAAUGAAGGUAUAAAGUUGCAUUUAAUUUUUCAAAAGAUGCUACAGUAUGAUUUUAGGAAAUAAGGCUAUGUACUGAGCCAGUUACAAGCUGAAUAUCAGAUUGAUAAAAUUUUAUUUGUAUUUUUAAAAUCCAUAAAUGGGAGUUAAAUGUGUCUUUUCACUAAAUAUUUUUAUUACA